Messenger RNA from Botrytis cinerea B05.10, 1883 nucleotides. RefSeq lists its product as hypothetical. The record is from RefSeq and is a predicted model, not a curated record. The transcript is spliced from 4 exons. The coding region runs from base 284 to 1543 and encodes 419 amino acids. Lineage: Eukaryota; Fungi; Ascomycota; Leotiomycetes; Helotiales; Sclerotiniaceae. Gene Ontology annotation, biological process: polyketide metabolic process.
GAGGUCCAUAAGUCUACAAUACACAGUGUAGAGUGAGUGAGACAAGCCGCUGAUAGGAACGCCAACAAAAGCUCACAGUACUAUCACGUGACAUACAACCACAGUUGCGAUGUUGGCAUUCCGAGGUCGCCGUGGACAUCACAAUGAUAUUGAUGUGAACAAUUCUCCGCACGAUACGGUUGCCUGAGGCUACCUAGUAUCUCUCUCCUCCCCACGCCACCGAAAACGUCUUCAAGAAUAUUGACUAUUCCCAUAAUCAGCCGUUCCAUACCACGGUGACAACAUGAAUACUGUUGAAAAAGACUUGAUUUCACAACCUCAUCAUCUAGGUGAUCGAUUGACGAUUCAAAAGCCUCUAUCUAGGAGAGGUAGAGGUCCAGGGUUAUUAAUCCUAACACCAGAGAGUUACACCUCACGAACUGAUCGCAAAACACUUGAUCCAGAGCCGAUUCAAAAAUGGGCAGAAGAAAGUUUUGUUGUUGUGAAUGUUACAAUUCCUGAGCAUGCAUUGAAAGCUGGUGAAGCGGAUUUGCAAGCUUGCCUGGAGUCGGGUAUAAAAGCUCUAAAGUCUUCACCAGAAUGUACCGAUUCUGAUAAAUUGGGACUCAUUUUCUAUGCUGAAAACUUGGAUAAAAACAUGCACACUGAUUCUGUCUUGAAAUUGUUGCUCGGAGGAGUUUUUUCAGUCGCAAUUUUCUUCACUAAUGAUACCAAACAACUGACUGAAAAACUUACGCACAAAUCUGUAUCUCCAUUGAUGGUUCACAGCUCCGCGGCCCUACAAGGCCCUCAGUUGAGAUCUGAAGAUAUUUCUCAUGUGUAUGCCACAACAAAGUCGACAAACUUUAUCCUCCCUAGUCAUAAUCACUAUGAUCCCGGGAGUGCGGGUGUAGCACAUACGAGAAGUCUUGGUUUCAUCAAAAAACACCUGGGUGGACCUGUCUUUGAUCUUGAAGCUAUUUGGGAUGAGCAUACACUCUAUGAAUUCGGGGAACGGAAUGUUAAGAAAACAAUGGGUACUAUGGUUGAUCAACCAUAUGUAAAUCAUAUUCCAACAAUGACUGGUGGAAUUGGAAGAGGACCUCUAACAGAUUUUUACACCAACCACUUUGUUUUUAAUAACCCGGAAGACACGAAGCUCGAACUUGUUAGUCGGACAGUUGGUGUUGACCGCGUUAUUGAUGAAUUCGUUUUCAGUUUCACGCAUGAUAGAGUGAUAGAUUGGAUUCUCCCUGGAGUUCCGCCAACUCACAAAUAUGCACGGAUCCCAUUUACUUCUGUGGUGAAUGUUCGUGGUGAUCGUUUAUAUCAUGAACAUAUUGCCUGGGAUCAAGCCACAGCCCUCCGUCAGCUCGGUCUCUUACCUGAGUAUCUUCCAUUCCCAUAUCCUCUUCCAGAUGGCCGAUUGCCUGCCAAGGGAAAGCGAUUCGAAUAUCGAGUUCCAACUGCUGGUGUAGAAACUGCUCAGAAAUUGGUCAAUGAAAGUAGUGUGGCGAGUAACGGAUUAUUUGGAUUUGACAUUCGAGAGGUAGAUGAUGUAUGAAGAAGAUCGUGUUUUAAUUUGACCUUAAAGGCAGAUCUUAGAGGCUGGUUGAAUUUCAAUAGUUGAGAGAUACACCACAAAAGGUAGCGUCGAUUUAAUUACCAUGCAGCUUGAGCGUUUAUGCCCGAUUGCAAGUUGCUUCAUCGAAAUUCAAAUAUUUGAAGAUUUGUUACUGGACGUUCUUCUUGGAGCGAUAUUGCCUCUGCAUCCGUUUUCCUAUUCGGACAACACUUGCCUAUAAACUGAUAACUUACCGGAUCAGGUUCUGAAACUUCGUACAAGUCCGUGCUAUUGGUCUUUCUAGUAAUAAUAAGUAUUAUCUUCGUACCUUUGCUAUACA